This is a messenger RNA of Oryza sativa Japonica Group (Japanese rice), 2345 nucleotides long. RefSeq names its product probable receptor-like protein kinase At1g11050. Gene Ontology annotation, biological process: protein phosphorylation. Lineage: Eukaryota; Viridiplantae; Streptophyta; Magnoliopsida; Poales; Poaceae. Gene Ontology annotation, molecular function: protein kinase activity; ATP binding. The record is from RefSeq and is a predicted model, not a curated record.
GUCUCGAGGCACGAGUCACAGCGCUACUCCACAUCUGUUUGCUCGUGCUCUCCGGAUCUCGAAUCCAUCCGCCGCGAUGGCGAUCGCCGCGCCGCUUUUCCGGCUCGCCGCCGCCGCCGCCGUGGUGAUGGGCGUGGUGUCGCCGGCGGUGAAGGCGGCGGGGGGCGGGAACAGCUCGACGGCGUGCCCGCUCGACCUCGGGUACGUGCGGUCGUUCCCGUGGGACACCGCGCCGUGCAUGCCGCCGGUGGCCAACCAGACCGCCUGCUGCACGACGCUGCUCUCCGUGCUCGGCGUCGGCCUCGCCGCGCGCCUCCGCGCCACGGGCCACUUCCGGCUACCGUCGGCGAACGCCUCGGCCGCCUGCCUCGGCGCCUUCUCCGACGAGCUCGCCUCGCCGCCGCUCUCGCUCCAGGACACGCUCGUUCCCGCCUGCUGGCCCGUCUCGUCCCAGCUCGCCAUCUCGCCGUCCUACUGCGCCGGGGUCACCACCGCCAAGCAGUACGUCGCCACCGUUGGCAACGCCGCGGUUCUUGGCAGCCUCAACUCCUCCUGUGGCUCCGACCUCGCCGACCUGUCGCUCUGCUCCAGCUGCCUCGCCGCCGCCAUCGACGCCUCAGGUCGACUCGUCGCCGCCGCCGCAAAGGGAACCAAUCCGCAGAACUGCUUCUACCUCACCGUCCUUUACGCCGCCGGCGUCUCCAGCUCUGCCGGCCCGACCUCCCCCGGCACCGCCAACUGCGCCCUCGGCCUCGCUCUCUCCACCCCUUCGUCUUCUUCGUCGCCGGCGUCCAGUUCCAACCACACCAACAUGGCGGUAGCCACCGCCAUCCCGGUCGCUUCCGCGCUACUCGUCUCCGUCAUAGCAGCGCUGCUUGUAUGGAGGAGGAGGCAGGACAGCAUCAGGAGCAAGAGCCGCCGACUCUCCGGCGAGCGGCGGUUGUCGCGCCCGCGGCCGAACGUCGGCUCGGUUCUGUUCAGCCUCGGCGAGCUGGCGAAGGCGACCUGCGGGUUCGCCGAGCGGAACCUCAUCGGCCGCGGCGGGUUCGGCGUCGUGUACCGCGGCGUGCUCGACGACGGGUCCGUGGUCGCGGUCAAGAAGAUGCUCGACCCGGACAUGGAGGGCGGGGACGAGGAGUUCACCAACGAGGUGGAGAUCAUCAGCCACCUCCGGCACCGGAACCUCGUGCCGCUGCGCGGGUGCUGCAUUUCCGACGACGACGCCGACGAGGGCAAGCAGAUGUUCCUCGUCUACGACUACAUGCCGAACGGCUCGCUCGACCACUACAUCUUCAAGGACGGCGGCGAUGGCGGACGCCGGCCGCCGCCGCUGUCGUGGGCGCAGCGGCGCGGCGUGGUCCUCGACGUGGCGAGGGGGCUGGAGUACCUGCACCACGGGGUCAAGCCGGGGAUCUACCACCGCGACAUCAAGGCGACCAACAUCCUCCUGGGCACCGACAUGCGCGCGCGCGUGGCGGACUUCGGCCUGGCUCGCCGGAGCCGGGAGGGGCAGUCCCAUGUCACGACGCGCGUCGCCGGCACGCACGGCUACCUCUCGCCGGAGUACGCGCUGUACGGGCAGCUCACCGAGAAGAGCGACGUGUACAGCUUCGGCGUGCUGGUGCUGGAGGUGAUGAGCGGCCGGCGCGCGCUCGACCUGUCCGACCCCUCCGGCGUCGUGCUGAUCACCGACUGGGCGUGGGCGCUCGUCAGGGCCGGGCGCGCGGCGGAGGUGGUCGCCGCGGCGCUGCGCGAGCGGGAGGGCCCCGCCGGGGUGCACGCCAUGGAGAGGUUCGUGCUCGUCGGGAUCCUGUGCGCGCACGUCACCGUGGCGUGCCGCCCCACCAUGCCGGAGGCGCUGAGGAUGCUGGAGGGCGACAUGGACGUGCCCGACCUGCCGGAACGGCCGCAGCCGUACGGCCAGAGGAUCGCGUUCGACGAAGGCGAAGCCAAUUUCAGCGCCUCGUCCGUGCUGAGCGGCCCCCCGUUCAUGGACUUCGGCGACAUGCUCCGGUGAGGGCAAUGGUAUCAAUCGUUGAUGGAUGCAACGAGAAAUAUGUUUUGAGUUUGGAGACAUCCAUGGAUCUGCAAUUUUACAGGCUGCAAUGCUGCAGUUUAUUGCAGCAUGUAAAAUUGCAACGAAUGCAGACCAACUGAUGUUCAGAGUUAGUCAACACCAAUAGUUGAUGUAAAUGACAGUGUAUCACUGUCUUUGUGUUGGAAUGCUAAUGAUAUUAUGCAUAAUAUAUACUGUACUUUAAUUUGUAAGUGGUAGCUAACUGAUGCUCAGAGCCUCAGAGUCAUGUAACUCAGUAACUGACAGUAUAUCAUGUGUUGAAAUGCAA